UAGCUGAAGGUUUGUUAUGAUGGUGCGGCUGCGCGGUUCGGCCCGGUCCCGCCGCGCUCCGUGGAGGUGUGUGCGGCGUGUCGCGGUGGGCGGCUCCCCGUGAAGCGCAGCCUCCUCUCUGGCCACUCCCGGCCAGCGCGCCGCCUCCGCCGCGCCGCCUCAGUGCGCCUCGGCCGCUGCUCCUGUACGCAUCUGUCCUCCGCGGUCCCGGUUCUGGAUGAAGGCAUGUAGGACGGGCUGUGGCGCUCCGAGCAGCAUGUAGCACCUGGGGCUGCGCGCACAUCGCCUCUUCGUCCUCCUCCUCUUCCUCUCGGCUCUGCGGGCUGCGCGCCUCCCGGAGCGAUCGUUCCUCCGGUCGGCGUCGCCUUCAGCGGGAUUUUUCGGGGCUCCUGUCGGGGGUGGGUGGGGGGGUUCGGCGCUCCGGCCUGGUGAAGAGGAGAAGAGGAGCGAGCCUUCAUCACCUCCCGGUCGAUGGUCGUUGAGGAAGCUUCCAUCUUGAGUCGCGCUUCUACCGACGGAACCAUGGCGAGCGACUCCCCGGCGCGGAGUCUGGAUGAGAUAGACCUGUCUGCACUACGGGACCCGGCUGGGAUCUUUGAGCUGGUCGAACUGGUUGGAAACGGCACCUAUGGGCAGGUCUACAAGGGUCGCCAUGUCAAAACAGGCCAGCUUGCUGCCAUCAAGGUCAUGGACGUCACCGGCGAUGAGGAAGAGGAGAUUAAAGCUGAGAUUAACAUGCUGAAGAAGUACAGUCACCACAGGAACAUUGCAACCUAUUAUGGCGCCUUCAUCAAGAAGAACCCUCCAGGAAUGGACGACCAGCUUUGGCUGGUGAUGGAGUUCUGUGGAGCCGGAUCUGUGACGGACCUGAUCAAAAACACCAAAGGGAACUCCCUGAAGGAGGAGUGGAUCGCCUACAUCUGCAGGGAGAUCCUCAGGGGAUUAACUCACCUCCACCAGCACAAAGUCAUCCACAGAGACAUAAAGGGGCAGAACGUGCUGCUGACGGAAAACGCAGAGGUUAAGCUGGUGGACUUUGGUGUGAGCGCCCAGCUGGACCGGACGGUGGGGCGAAGGAACACGUUCAUCGGGACGCCGUACUGGAUGGCCCCGGAGGUCAUCGCCUGCGAUGAGAACCCGGACGCCACGUACGACUUCAAGAGUGAUCUGUGGUCGCUCGGCAUCACAGCCAUAGAGAUGGCAGAGGGAGCUCCACCUCUGUGUGACAUGCAUCCGAUGAGAGCGCUCUUCCUCAUCCCCAGAAACCCGGCGCCGAGGCUCAAGUCAAAGAAGUGGUCCAAGAAGUUCCAGUCGUUCAUCGAGAGCUGCCUGGUGAAGAGCCACAGCCAGCGGCCGAGCACCGAGCAGCUGCUGAAGCACCCCUACAUCAGAGACCUGCCCAACGAGCGGCAGGUCCGAAUCCAGCUGAAGGACCACAUCGACCGGACCAAGAAGAGGCGGGGAGAGAGAGAUGAGACGGAGUAUGAGUACAGCGGGAGCGAGGAAGAGGAUGAAGAGCGGGACAUCGGAGAGCCCAGCUCAAUCAUCAACAUUCCCGGAGAGUCGACUCUGAGGCGGGACUUCCUGCGCCUCCAGCUGGCCAAUAAGGAGCGCUCGGAGCUGAUCCGGCGCCAGCAGCUGGAGCAGCAGCAGAACGAGGAGCACAAGCGCCAACUACUGGCUGAGAGGCAGAAACGCAUCGAGGAGCAGAAGGAGCAGCGGCGGCGGCUGGAGGAGCAGCAGCGCCGGGAGCGGGAGCUGAGGAAGCAGCAGGAGCGGGACCAAAGGAGGCGCUACGAGGAGAUGGAGCAGCUCCGCCGGGAGGAGGAGAGGAGGCACGCAGAGAGAGAGCAGGAGUACAAGAGGAAGCAGAUCGAGGAGCAGCGGCAGGCGGAGCGGCUGCAGCGCCAGCUGCAGCAGGAGCGCGCCUACCUGGUGUCGCUGCAGCAGCAGCAGGAGCCGCCGCGGCCGCCGCAGGACAAGAAGCAGCUGUACCACUACAAGGACCAGGCGCCGAGCAGCAACGACAAACCCGCCUGGGCCAAAGAGGUGAUGCGCCGCGCUCAGAGCAACUCGCCUCGCAUCCCGGCCAAGAAGUACCACUCCUUCAUGGAGACGCGGGACGUCAACAUGGACAACCUGCUGCUGUUGCCGGGUUACCGGCCGCCCAGGCCCCGCCCCCCGUCCUACCCGGUCCACGUCAGCCCGACCAGGGACCACCCGAACCAGCCCAGGAUCCGGAUCACCUGCCUGCCCGAGCCGAAGCCGGAGCCGGCCGUGCGGGGCCAGAGUCCCACACGGCCGGACUCCAGGGGCCGGAGCCCCGCCCGCCGGGUGGAGGAGCAUUAUAAGAUGAACAGACAGGAUUCUCCUGCGUUGCAGCAUAAAGUCUCCAACCGGAUCUCCGACCCGGCCCUGCCCCCCCGAUCCGAGUCCUUCAGCAGCGGAGGGAUCCAGCAGGCCAGGACGCCGCCCAUGCACCGCUCCGUAGAGCCACAGAUGGCUCACCUGGUCCAGGUAAAGAGUCACGGCCUGUCGGGCUCCCAGUCCCUGUACGACCCCCACGGCGUGUCCUCCGCCUCCGCCUCGCCCUCCCCCUCCCGGCCCCCCAUGCCCCGGCAGAACUCCGACCCCACGUCCGACACCCCCCCUCCCCCGCCGCUGUCCCGCCUGGCGCCCCCCCUCGACAAGCUGGACCGCAGCUCCUGGCUGCGGCAGGACGACGACAUGCCGCCCAAGGUUCCUCAGCGGACCACCUCCAUCUCCCCGGCUCUGGUCCGGAAGAACUCUCCAGGAAACGGACCGGGCCUCGGCCCGCGGGCCGGAGCGCACCUCAUCCGGGCCAGCAACCCUGACCUGAGGCGGACCGACAUCUCCAUGGAAACGCCUCUGAAGAGGACGAGCAGCGGCAGCUCCUCCAGCUCCAGCACCCCGAGCUCCCAGGGAGGCUCCAACGAGAGAGGUAACUCUACUGCUAAAACCGACGGCUCCACGCUUUCCUCCCACGACGCCAAAGACGACAGCAGAGAGCUGACCCGGCCCAGCCGGCCCGCGAGUUAUAAGAAAGCUUUAGACGAGGACCUGACGGCUCUGGCCAAAGAGCUGAGAGAGCUGCGGCAGGGAGAGGAGACCAGCCGUCCGCCGGUCAAGGUCACGGACUACUCUUCAUCCAGCGAGGAGUCGCACAGCAGCGAGGAUGAGGAGGGAGAGGGCGGGGCUAAUGAUGGAUCGGUGGCCGUUAGCGACAUACCGCGGAUUAUGCCUCCGGCGAGUCAGAGCACCAACGAGUCCUUCGGCGUGAUGGGAGGUCAUAACGACGCCCACGGUGACCCGUACGGAGACGGCACGCAGGACAGCACGCUCAUGAUGCGGGAGUACGGGAUGGGAGGCAGCGGCGGCUCCAAGGCGUCCUUCACCCCGUUCGUUGACCCCCGGGUGUACGGGACCUCGCCGACCGAAGACGAUGAGAAAAACUCUGCUGCAGCGCUGUUUGCUGAUGAGCUGCUGAAACAGGAGCAGGAGCAGGCGAGGCUCAACGAGGCCCGGAAGAUCUCGGUGGUCAACGUGAACCCGACGAACAUCCGGCCGCACAGCGACACGCCUGAGAUCAGGAAAUACAAGAAGCGCUUCAACUCUGAGAUCCUCUGCGCUGCUCUGUGGGGAGUGAAUCUGCUGGUGGGGACAGAAAACGGCCUAAUGCUGCUGGACCGAAGCGGCCAGGGAAAAGUUUACAACCUGAUUAACCGAAGGCGCUUCCAGCAGAUGGACGUCCUGGAGGGACUCAACGUCCUGGUCACCAUCUCAGGGAAGAAGAACAAGCUGCGAGUUUACUACCUGUCCUGGCUGAGGAACAGGAUAUUACACAACGAUCCGGAGGUGGAGAAGAAGCAGGGCUGGAUCACAGUGGGGGAGCUGGAGGGCUGCGUCCACUAUGAAGUCGUGAAAUACGAGAGGAUUAAAUUCCUGGUGAUCGCUCUGAAAAACUCAGUGGAAAUCUACGCCUGGGCACCAAAACCUUACCAUAAAUUUAUGGCCUUUAAGUCUUUCACCGAUCUGCAACAUCGCCCCCUGCUGGUGGAUUUAACUGUGGAGGAGGGCCAAAGGUUAAAGGUCAUCUAUGGCUCCACUGUAGGUUUCCAUGUGAUUGAUGUGGAUUCUGGAAACCCUUAUGACAUCUACAUCCCCUCACAUAUCCAGGGUCAGGUGACCCCGCACGCCAUCGUGGUCCUGCCCAAGACGGACGGCAUGGAGAUGCUGCUGUGCUACGAGGACGAGGGCGUCUACGUCAACACCUACGGCCGAAUCACCAAAGACGUGGUGCUGCAGUGGGGCGAGAUGCCCACAUCCGUCGCCUACAUCCACUCCAACCAGAUCAUGGGCUGGGGGGAGAAGGCCAUCGAGAUCCGCUCCGUGGAGACGGGACACCUCGACGGCGUUUUCAUGCACAAACGAGCUCAGCGCCUCAAGUUCUUGACAGAGAGAAACGACAAAGUUUUCUUCGCCUCGGUCCGCUCUGGAGGCAGCAGCCAGGUUUUCUUCAUGACCCUGAACAGAAGCUCCAUGAUGAACUGGUAACCUGCCCCGCCCCCCACUGGGAGCCACGCCCCUUCGUCGGAGGGACGAUGGAGGACGGUGUUUGUGCGUGUUUAUAUGUAUGUGUGUACUCAUGGACGACGACAACAACAAGCUGCUGACUGGACUGCACAUCUGGAGGAGGUGCUAAACCACAGCAGAGUGUCCCUACUUAGACAUCCUCAUGCUGUAGGGGGCGCUGCAGGUCCUGUGGUUGGUGUGACAACCUGCAGAGCGAAGGUGACCCCACAAGGUCGGCGCUUUGGCCUGCUGGGCCGGACUGAGGGUGGAUCUGGAGCCUUUAAGGACCUGACCAGUAGCCUUUGAGUGGGGAAGCUCUUUGUGUAGCACAUCAGUGACUUUCAUCCAGGGUGUUCACACUGCGAGUACACAGGCCUGCCUGCUGCAGCAAAACCCCACGGCUGUAGUUUAGUGAGUAAACAAAGUAGCAUUAGACAAAAAAACACCUGAGGAUGAGAUCAUAAAUGCACACAAUUUUACGAUUGUUUUCAUCUCACAAAGCCAGGAUGAUUCAUUAUUUCUGUUUUAUUAGAUUCUGUCUGAAUUGCUGACAUGUGAGAGCAGAAACUGCUGGGAGAGAAAAUGCUUUUUGUUUCACUUUUAGGAUUAGAUUAGAAAUGCACAACUUUAAGAAGCAACAAACAAAACGCACCAGAAUAUGAAAUGAUUUGGAUUCUGGGCGCCUCCUCAUCAAAUCUGACCAUCUUAAAGGGACAGUGACAGAAAAUCUUCGACCAUAACACAAAAAGAACGUCGCAACAUUUCACUGUUUCAGCCAUCACCGAUUAUAAAAAACCUGCAGCAAACUUUCAAUCUGAACUCUGCAAAAACACAAAGUCUAGUUUCUAGUGCAAAUAUCUUAGUAAACCUGUAAUAAUACAAAACCAACUUACAA
Messenger RNA from Xiphophorus maculatus (southern platyfish), 5488 nucleotides. It is a transcript of the gene tnikb, whose product is annotated as traf2 and NCK-interacting protein kinase-like. Gene Ontology annotation, biological process: protein phosphorylation. NCBI's taxonomy places the organism in Eukaryota, Metazoa, Chordata, Actinopteri, Cyprinodontiformes, Poeciliidae. The transcript has 32 exons. The record is from RefSeq and is a predicted model, not a curated record. Gene Ontology annotation, molecular function: ATP binding; protein kinase activity. Bases 472 to 4575 code for a protein of 1367 amino acids.